AUGGGCCGACCUCAAUUGUACAACUCACCCGAAGAAAAGGCAAGAGCUGCUCAUAUGUACAGACAGGCAUAUAAAAACAGGAACAUGAAAUCUAUAGACCAAAAGCUAUUCACAGUAAUUGGCAACUCAUCCCGUGAUUUCACAGAAACUCUCUGUUGCGCAUUGAUUCAGUGUGAGGAGUCUGAAGUGCUGAAUGCGCUCAUUGAUAUCCUCGCAGCGCUUGAUAUAAUCGAGGAUCUAGAACUAGAGGCACACAAGGUAGGAAGUGCGGUACUCACACAUGUGCGAGAGGUCAGGGUGUCACUACAAGAUAUAAUUGCGUGGGUUAGGAUUGAUAUGGAUGCCUUGGAUGAAGCGUACGAAAAGGGGGAGAUUUAUCACCAAUAUUCUGACAGUAUCUGUUUGAUUCUCCAUUCCCUCUCAACACAGAAACUUCUAUCCCUUUCUGGGUCUCGUAUCCGGGCCCUCAGGCUGUCAUUUAAUGGAUCUGUGAUGGACCAUACACUGGAAUACAUCCCCCUGCCGGUUCCUCACAUCCUCGUUGACUCGUCUAUUUUCCCAGUCUGCACAAUCAUCAUGCUGCAUCCCCCCAUUCACAAAACAGAACAAGCAAAACUUGCAGCAAGUCACGAGAGAUGCCGACAUCAUUACGAAAAAGAUGGUAUAUUGAAAAGGCGACGAGAGCUUCGCCUCACAAAGCCAUCACAGGAGGUACUGGAGAUCCAAAGAGCACUUGCUGUAGCCUUGGGCUAUGAUGAAGAUCCAUCUGAGCUGGAGACAAGUGAUGAUGAGAAUGACGCACUAUCACUAGAUCUCCCAUCAUGCCUACUCGCCUUCAAAAUUAUCAAGGAUGAGAUGUUGGUGCUAAUUGGAGAACCCUGCACAUUUAUGGAGAGUCUCCUCCUUCAGUAUGUCAAAAGCUUGCCAGAUGAUGUGCAUGGCAAGGGCGACACCUCAAUCAUUCAAAAUGCGAAAACUGAGGUCGAACACUUACUCCACCAUGCAACUCAAGUGCAGGAUCAAAUCAUAAUUUUCUGUGGAGUCUCGACUGAGUCUCGUGCUACUGAAUCAGUCUCCUGGUUCUUAAGCACUACACUUGCUUAUAUAGACAAUGUCCAGUAUUUUUUGGAUAUUGAAGGACUCACUGAGUUGACGAUUGCUCACUCAAUGGGAGAGCUGAUGUACCAGAAGGGUAUCUGUAUCUAG
This is a messenger RNA of Suillus bovinus, 1206 nucleotides long. RefSeq lists its product as uncharacterized. The record is from RefSeq and is a predicted model, not a curated record. The transcript is spliced from 5 exons. The coding region runs from base 1 to 1206 and encodes 401 amino acids. NCBI's taxonomy places the organism in Eukaryota, Fungi, Basidiomycota, Agaricomycetes, Boletales, Suillaceae.